This is a messenger RNA of Corythoichthys intestinalis (scribbled pipefish), 5775 nucleotides long. It is a transcript of the gene phf14, whose product is annotated as PHD finger protein 14. NCBI's taxonomy places the organism in Eukaryota, Metazoa, Chordata, Actinopteri, Syngnathiformes, Syngnathidae. Gene Ontology annotation, biological process: regulation of transcription by RNA polymerase II. The coding region runs from base 31 to 2796 and encodes 921 amino acids. The record is from RefSeq and is a predicted model, not a curated record. The transcript is spliced from 18 exons.
GGAAAGCCGAGUAUGGAGUUCUGACCACGGAUGAGCAGAACAAAGAAUGUUGACGGACUCUUAACUUGCACUCCCCAUGGCAACACCAUCCGGCCACGACAAAGACGUCACUUACGUGGUUUCCAUUGUCCACGGCACGGCACGCAGCUGGCUCCUCGAACUGGACCGACACCCGAAAGAACAGCGAAAAUGGACCGUGGAUUAAAGCGCCGUCAGGUCAAACCGCUUGCUGCUUCUCUUCUCGAUGCCCUGGAUUAUAACAGCUCAGAUGACAGUGACUUUGAAGUGGGAGAUGCCUCAGGAUCGGAUGGGACGGGCAAAGGAAGUGAUGAGGAAGGCUCUAAACCAAGUGCUACUGGCUCUGAAAGCGACUCGGAUUCAGUCUGCUCAAUAGAUGAUGGAAUAGAAGAAGAGCCAACAGAUCCUAUUGCUGAGGAUUCCCCGGGAGAAGAUGAAGAAAAGUCCAAACGGCAGGUCUUCUUGGACACUGCUACCAAAGAUAGCGCUGCCGUAAGUCAAGCCAAAGGCAGGCGAAAGAGCAAGAAGCUUUCAGAGCCCGAGUCCAGCGCAGAAGCCGACAACGUUUCCGCCUCGCCGUCCGGGGCCGGCGGCGAGAACGUAGACGCGGCCGAGGCCGAGCCGAAAAAGUGGAACUUUCGCAGGAACCGUCCGCUGCUUCACUUUACGACCAUCGAGGAUCUAAAUGAGAUGGACGACUACGAUAGUGAAGAUGACAAUGACUGGAGACCCUCAGCCGGGAAGAAGAAAGGCAAGGCGGCCGCCCAGAAAGAGGAAGAAGACGAUGCCAGCGCGGAUGAUAACGACGGGGACGACGACGACAAGGAUGACGACGACAAGGACGACGACGAUGACGACGACGACGACGACGAUGAUGGCAUUGGUGAUGAGGAUGAUGAGGAAGAUGAAGAAAACAGUAGCAGUGAGAGUGACAAGGAGGUGAAGAAACCCAAGAAGAAGCCUAAGAAUACUAACGCUUUUGAUGAAGAAUUAACAAAUGACAGCAUGUCCCAAGGAAAAGGAAAUGAGGAUGCCUCGCUAGAUCGCUCCCAGACUUGGAGCGCUCAGCACAUCCUCAUAUGCUCUGUUUGCCUAGGAGACAACAGUGAGGAUGCAGAUGAAAUCAUUCAGUGUGACAACUGUGGCGUUACUGUGCAUGAAGGAUGCUACGGCGUGGACGGUGAGAGCGACUCUAUCAUGAGCUCGGCAUCGGAGAACUCGACAGAACCUUGGUUUUGUGACGCCUGUAAGAAUGGAGUGAUGCCGAGCUGCGAGCUUUGCCCCAACCAGGAUGGUAUCUUCAAAGAGACAGACGCGGGAAGAUGGGUGCAUGUGGUAUGUGCGCUCUAUGUUCCCGGUGUUGCGUUCGGAGAUAUAGAUAAACUACGACCGGUCACCCUCACUGAGAUGAAUUACUCCAAAUAUGGGGCCAAGGAAUGCAGUUUCUGCGAAGAUAAUCGCUUUGCAAGAACCGGCGUGUGCAUCAGCUGCGAUGCGGGAAUGUGUCGAUCUUACUUCCAUGUCACUUGUGCGCAGAGAGAAGGACUCCUAUCAGAAGCCGCUGCUGAAGAGGAUAUUGCAGAUCCAUUUUUUGCCUAUUGUAAGCAGCACGCAGAUCGCUUUGAUAGGAAGUGGAAAAGAAAAAACUACUUGGCUUUGCAGUCUUACUGUAAAGUGUCUCUGCUGGAAAGGGAGAAACAGCUCACUCCUGAAGCUCAGGCACGAAUCACAACACGCUUGCAACAAUACCGAGCAAAAGCAGAGUUGUCCAGGAACACUCGACCUCAAGCGUGGGUGCCGAGGGAGAAGCUGCCGCGACCUUUGACCUCCAGCGCCUCGGCCAUCCGGAAAUUAAUGAGAAAGGCGGAGCUGAUGGGGAUCAGCACGGACAUUUUCCCGGUAGACACGUCCGACACCAACGCUUGCAUGGACGGACGUCGGAAACACAAGCAGCCUGCCCUCACUGCCGACUUUGUCAAUUAUUACUUAGAGCGUAACAUGCGAAUGAUCCAGAUCCAGGACAACAUCUCUGAGCAGAAAGGCUUAAAAGACAAGCUUGAAAAUGAACAAGACAAACUGCACGUGGACUACAACAAGCUGUGUGAAACUCUAGAGGAGCUGCUUAACGUCAACGGAGAUCUGCGAAGCGAAGGCCAGGAAAUAUGGACUCUGCUCGGGGACAUCCUAGGCCAGAAACUAAACACUCCAGCUGUUCUGAAAGCCCCCAAAGAAAGGAAGUCUUGCAAAAAAGAGGGGGGAUCACCAGGGAAGCCAUCUAGCCUGCCGGCAAUUCUCUACAGCUGCGGCAUCUGUAAAAAGAACCAAGAUCAACAUCUGCUAGUGCUGUGUGACACCUGCAAACUGUACUAUCAUUUGGGCUGUCUGGAACCACCGCUGACACGGAUGCCCAAGAAGACCAAAAACAGCUACUGGCAAUGCUCAGAGUGUGACCAGGCAAGCAGCGAUGAAACUGACAUUGCUAUGGAGACGCUACCCGACGGUACAAAGAGGUCCAGGAGGCAGAUCAAAGGGCCGGUCAAAUUCAUCCCGCAAGAGAUGUCGCCCGAGCCCAAAAGAUCUCAAGUUAGAGGCACGAGAACCAGAGGACAGAAAAGAAAGAAUAUCCCUAUCUGCGAAGACACGGAGGAGAAGAUCGAGGAUUUGCUGCCAAGGGAGCGCAGACAACGGCAGUCGGCUGUGCUAAAAAAAAACAAAGCGGACGACGUGAGGAAUGAGUGUGCAACCAGUGACGGUGAAAAUCUUCAGGUCAGGUUGUGAGAGCCACCUCAACCGGCAAUAAAACGUGGGACCGACGAACAAAGGAAAAAUUGUUGCUCCAAGAGCAAGACGAUGUCCUUUGAUGAACAGCUGUCUACAGAAUUGCUCUGAGAAUGGCAUCCUGACAUUAAACCGCUCAUCUGUCCUGUUUUUCCGUCUUGCGAUAAUUACAUUCAGCAACUCUUUGUUUUUGUGGUCGUGAGACUCCGUGGCAAAACAAGAGUAAGUGACAGCGUAGAUGGAGCAGAACAAAAUAUGUCAGAAAAGGAGACGUUCCUUUUUUUUUUUUUUAAACCUGUCCUUUUCAGCUGCUUAGACACAGACAAUGGGAGUCUGAGUGUCUUUGUAGGCUGAAAAGUUUUAAUGUGCCAUUUGGAAGUCUGGUGUACUGCCCUCGUGGUUGCUUUGUUUAUUUGGAGAAAGCUGUGGACGGGACAGGCAAAUCAAAAAGGAAAACACAUCAUAAAAUACACUUAUUGCGGUGAUAUUGCACUGUAUUUUCCACGUGAGGAGAGGCUAGCAACCAAAGAGGAGGGAAGAUGGAUCGGAUAGGGCAAGGGGAAUGCGCAAGCAACCAGUAUGAGGACAAAUCAUCUGUGAAUGUUGUUAAUGAGACAAGACAUUCUACUGAAUGCCAAUCCUGGCACCAACAAUGCUGUUUACCUGAAUGUGCCUAGUCAUGCGCGAACACACUCUCCUUCAGUGGAUGAGGGAAUUUGACUGUGUUACUAGUGGCAACAGGUACACGGCUCUUGGAUGGAAAAUGUGCUAGGAGCUGUAUUGAAUGGCAGUUUUGGGAUGAACUGCAUGCUCAGGAAGGAGGCUUCUUGUUUUGUUUCAAAUGCCAGUCAAGUCCCUUUUUGUUGGGAUGGCAGCUUGGUGAGCAAUGCUUCCAAAAUCUCCUUUGCCUUGUCAGUAAAACAACAGUAAGGAAUACAAUACAACAACUAGAUAGUUUAUUUUCAGCAUUUCUUGCUGUGACUCAACAAUAAAGACGCUCGACUUGAGCCAGCAGGAAGCGGUGGUUCGUUUCAACCAUAUGGUAUCGGAGUGGCGUACUUGGAAAGCUACUUCAAUAGAUAAAUUGUAGAUACCAUAAAAGGGGCAUAUCAUACAGUAACUGUCAAUAUGUGUUGCAUUAUGAUUCAAGUAGAAUUCAAUUCUAAAAAUGUCAUCUUUUUUUUUUUUUUUUUUUUUUCCACUGGUCAGAUGUUUGCCAUGCACUGUGUCGUAAAGCACUCUUUUCUGAUGUGGCAUAAUGAUGCAUUACAGAUGCCGUGCUAGAUACAUCGUUAUACAUAGGCUUCUUGCAAUGACAAAUGUUAAUGGGCGAUAUAUUGUCUCAUAAAUUAUUGCUAAUAUGUGAUAUUACUGUCGAAAAAUGGAACCAAUUUGACCACUAAAGUAAUGACAACAUAUCCUAAUAAACCACCCGCUCAAAUGUAAUACAUUUUUAUUCCUAAAUGAAACAACCUAUAUUGCAAUAAUAAUCAUAAAUGGGUUUAUUUUUUAAAAAUCUCAAUUUAUAACGUCUCAUUUGAAAGGUAGCUUCGUGUAUGUAGAAUGUGAAAUGGGUGAGAAAUUCUUCUCUACCAAAAGCCCAUCAAAAGCAUUGAUUUCAUCCAAAAUCUUGGCCUGCAAAUUAUUUGAAGUCAACUAUUUCAUCAGAUUUUGGCUGUCAUCUGAAAACUAUCGGAAUCUGAAAUAUGUGAGACUUACACACAAUGCAGAUAUCUGCAUUGAUGUUGCUUUUAUUUGGUAAUGUUCAGCCAAAGUGCGCGCCUUAAGCCGCUAACCGUACACUUGGUAAAAGAAAAAAGUGUACAUGUGGUUAUAUUUAAAAAAAAAAAAAAAAAAAAAAAAGUCCUUACGCAUGUGGUGUCAGUUGUACAUUUUUUUGGCAUUGUUCACAAAUGAUGUAAACCAGCGAGUUUUAAUGUGUCAAAGUGUCACCGAAAGCUUGCGUUUUGGAGAAGACUGCUAGGGGGCUACGGCCGGGCGGGCCAGGGUUUGCGAGUGUAAAAGGGCGAGGGGAGGGUCAAACAGAAAGGUAAGAUGAUGCACUUAACUCUAAUACAGUAUACAAGCCCACGAGUACGAACAAUCAACAGCAACCACGAACGGUCGUCCGGAGGGGCCGCGGGUCACAAACGACAGGCACCUCGACCUCCCCUCGGUGGAUAAGGCCCAUUACUGCCCAUCGCACCUGCACCUUGUUCCCAUUUGUAACGCCGCCGUGUAAUAUAGAUGUGUUUUCUUAUGUUGUAUGUCUUAAGUUUUAGUUCUACGGUGUGUUGAUGACCAAUAAACAUCUGUAAAAGGAACCGGAGUCUCGUUUGCAAUCAACGGGUGAAUGUUUAACACGCACGUGUGUCGAGUGUAAGCCGGUAAAACGAGCGACCUUAUUUUCAUUUACCGUGCGGUGAAUUGACUUCUUGCGCAUCGCCAAAGGUUUUGCUGUACACGCAUACACAGAUAGGAGAGUGAAUAGUAAUUGCAUUCAAAGGAAUGAAAAAAUCUCACGAGUCACAUUCAGGGGUCGGUCGACCGUUGAUUUAGUCUUAUUCAAUUGUUGACAGUUGACUGGCACGUCUUGACAUGAAAGCCGAAGCUCGGUCUCCGCAUCCCUCGUGGUCCUUUGUCAGGAAUUUUCUCUGUCAGGACACUUGACAAGUGUCCCGUCCGUUGUGCCCUUAAAUGUCACUUUGUUGAAAAUACACACUCCUCUCCAUGCUUCUGGGACCGUCGGUGCGAAUGAAGUUUACUGUUGGUCUUUGCAAAUGAAGUUUAUCUGAAUGUCGUUAAGCCGUCUAAACGCAUCAUCAUUUUCCAUAAAUGGCUACGUCGAUCCACAUCUAAUCUACAUGCAUUUGUCGUAACUGAACACGACGAUUCAAAUUUUAUACAAUUGGAUUGAAUCUAUGCUGACCAUAGUAUUUUAUUGUUGUACAUUUGAUUCCAAAUGAUAUUUCCUACACA